Messenger RNA from Drosophila innubila, 5006 nucleotides. RefSeq lists its product as uncharacterized. The transcript has 2 exons. The record is from RefSeq and is a predicted model, not a curated record. Bases 444 to 4541 code for a protein of 1365 amino acids. NCBI's taxonomy places the organism in Eukaryota, Metazoa, Arthropoda, Insecta, Diptera, Drosophilidae.
GGAAGUUUUCGCUGUAUGGGCAACCCUCGACAACCAUACAGUGCUACAACAAAAUUCAUUGAUUUUGUCAACGUAAAAAACACACACAGCGCAUAGCUGCACAGGCGAAACAUAUAAAGUGGAAGUUAGUUAAAUAAAUUAGGAAAAGAACAAAUAUGCCAGACGAAUUCCAACUGUGAAGCUACGCAAAACGCCAGCAACGAAGUUCCAACAAGAGUUUUUGUUGCCUCUGCUCCCAAUUUCCAAUAAGAAAGAAGUGCGAGAAAAAGAAGAGCAUACGGUGUAAAAGGAAUACAAAAAAAGAAAAAGAAAAACAACAACGCAAGCAAAAAAAAAAAAACAAAACAUAGAAGAAAAUAAAUAAAAUACAAUAAACAAAAAAAUGACAAUCGUUGUAGAAGAAUAAUAUUGAAGCAAUUGGAGCUGCGGCGUCCGGCCGUAAAAUGCCAAGGAACACUUGCAGGCCAAGUGAAUGUGUAGCUAACGGUAACGGUAACGUUAACGGCAGCGAUGCAGCUAACGGUAAACAGGAUGACACUGCCACAACAACAACAACAGCUGCUGCUGCUGCAGUUAAGCAGGAAUUCGAGGCAGCGCCUCCGGUUUGCCACAGAAAAUCGGAGCGACGAAAAAUCGCACGCGAUAUUUUCUUGGUAUUCGAGGAGCAGCCCACAAGACGCCGCCGGGGGCGUGGCGGGGCAAGGGGCAAAUGCACGCGAGCCAAACAGAAAUUUGGACAUUUGAAAGUGGCCAAUACGCCGCGUAUUAACAAGAAUAUAUUGCGUGAAAUCAAAACGGAACCAAAGUGCAGCACAGCAGCAACAUGCCUAGUAACAGCAGCAACAGCAACUGCAGCAACAGCCACAGCAAUAGCAGCAACAGCGGCAGCUGUAGCGCCAAUUGUUGCUGCGGUGCCAGCAACAGUUGCUGCGGCAAUGCCAGCAGCAAUGCAGGCGGAGCUGGAGAGCGUGGAGAGAGAGCCAGAGAAGCCCAAGGUCAAAAUGGCCACAGUGAAACUUGAAACCAAAACAGCAUCAAAUGCAACAGCAGCAACAGUUGCUGCGACAGCGACAGCAGCAACAGCAAUAGCAAUAGCAACACCAGCAGCAGCAGCAAUAAAGCCACAACUUUGUGACUACUCAGAGCAAUUGCUGCCACAAGCAACAGCAACUGCAAGCGAGGCAGCAACAGCGACAGCAACUUGCACCGCAGCAACAACUGCAACAGCUGCAACAACAACAUGCCCUGCAGCAACAGCGUCGCCCACAAUGCCCAGCGUGAAUCCCAUCUUCCUGUGGGUGAAACAGGAUGACACCCGGAUUGUGGAGGUGCGCUGCGAGGAUUACGAUAAGCGUAAUCGCAUCCGUUUGACCAAGACAACAAAUGGUUGGCGCUCCAUGCCACGCACAGAUGCCUCAUCCACGCGAAUUGUCAAGUUCUUCCACAGUGCGGCGGCGCCCUUGAUGAAGGUCAAGCGGGAGCAGCUGCAGCAGCAGCAAUCCCUGGAGCAAGAGGAGCAGCAGGAGCAGUUAGAGGAGGAGACGUUGCAGCAGGAGGAGCAGCAACAGGAGCAGGAGCAAAAGCAACAGCUGCAUAACUGGACAGCAGUGCAGCCGGAGCAGGAGGAGGAGGAGCAGCAGCAGCUGGAAGAGGAGCAGCAGCAACAUAUGGAGGAGCAGCAACAACAGCUGGAGGAGCAGCAACAGCAAUUGCCCGCUGUCAUUGAGAAUGUUGUUGUCGUUGUGCCCGCUCAGCAACAACAGCAGCAGCAGCAGCAGCAAUUGGAAGCGGAUGUGUGCUUUGAUGCGCUGCUGGACAGCGAGACGAAUGCAUCGACCAAGGCGACCAAGACCAACAGCAACAGCAGCAAUAAUAGCAACAGCAAUCUCCCCACGCCAACAUAUCAGAGUUCACCCACGAUAACCAGGACAGCAACGCCAUCUCCAGCGCCCUUGGAACUGCAGCUGUGUCCCAAAACGGGUCUCUUUGUGCCCCAGGGAGUGGCCGCCGUCGUGGACAAUGUGGAGCCGGCGGAGGAGGAGCAGCGGGAGCUGGAGGAAGCGAGCAAACCUUUGACGGAUCACGUCAGUUUGGAUGCCAACACAAAGAAUCUAAAGGAUCUGCUGGAUGAUGCGGAUGAGCUGCUCCAGAACUGCAGCAGUGACAAUGGCAGCAACGGGGAUGACUUGUUGGAUUCGCUGGUGAAGCGCAGCUGCGAGGAUAACCUGACAGCAACGGGAGCAACAAGUGUUGCUGCUCCCACGGCAUUGGGAUUAAGCGCGUUUUGUGUGCCCGAUGUGGCGGGCAAAGAGUUGCCCAGCAUUCUGGGCAUGGACAGCAGCGAUGCACCCAAGUGCCUGUCCUUCAACGAGGCCGGUGAGAUCGAGGGACUCAAUGGUGAUCUCUUCCUGGGCAUCGAUGCCUUUGACAAGCAACCCGAGCCGGUGGAUACGGAGACGGAGCUGGAGACGGAAGCGGAAGCGCAUCCAGCGAACACGGAGACCGUUGUGCUCAUGUCCAAGACGCCGCCCAGUCUGGAAAAGCAGCUGGAGCCCGAGCCGCUGCUGGUGCCGGAUGAAACGCCCAAGGAUUUGAGCUACAAGAAGCGGGAGGAAGUGUGUCCGCCCUCCGAGUCGCGUAGCCAGUGUGCCGUCACCUCCAGUUCGGAUAUCCUCAAGUCCAAGUCACCAGAGCCGGAGCUGCUCCAGCUGCCAGCCACCAGCAUACCAGCCGAGGUGGAGACCACGUCGGAGACCAUCAAACAUCUGAUAUUGGAGCAGUUCCUCAAACUCAAUGGCAAUCCACAGCAGCAGGCGGAACCCAUGGAUCUGGGCAAGGCGACGGGACGUGGUGGUGACAAGCUGCACACAGUGGUCAUAGAUGAUGAGGACGAUGAGGAUGGAGCGGAUGCGGAGCCGGCGGAGCCGUUAAAGAAACGCCCCAAGGCCAUUAAAAUGGACAAAGAUCCGGAUGCACUGACUCAGCUGAAGAUGCUGAUAAGCAAUCCACAGUGGAAGGUACCCGAUCCCAUACUCGUGCCAAAGGAUCGACUGGGCGCGGUCUUGGCCUCUCCAGCCCGUGAGAUUCCAUUGCUGUUGACCACACGGCCGGAGUUGCGUCUUCCGGAGGCAUUUGCCUAUCCGGAGAUCAUACAGAAUCCCAACAUACUGGUCGUCACCAUGGAGCAACUGGAGGCCAUACUCAAGAACGAUGCGGAUCAGGCCAAGACCGGUAAACCCAGCGAUGCCACGCCUCCCGCCCAGCCUACACCCGUAUCCGUGUCCGUUUCCGUGCCCGCCUGCCUGCCCAAGGUGGCGGCCAGUCCAAGUGCACAGAAGCCACCUCAUCCUCAGGGACUGCACAAAUCCAUGACCCAAGCGUGUCCCGCUAAAUCCACAGCUGCCACGCCCAUUUCGGUGGCAGCACCGCCGCCCACAUCCUCGCCAGCAGCGGACUCGAGCAUGUCGACGGAACUGAAUGCCACCACAUUGGCGCUGCUCCAGCAAAUGCUCUGGUUGCCCUAUUUCGGGCAAUUGUCGCAGGAGUUCUUUAAAACCCUCAAGGAUCCGUUGGGAUUGCAGCGGAAAUUCAUGAGCAAUCUGUUGCCGCUGUACAACAGUCAGUUUGGACUGCAGCAUCUGGAUGAGCUCUACAAGCAUUGCCUGAAACAGAAGCCAACGGCGGAGGAGCAAUCGGCUGGAGCUGUUCCUUCUCCAGUUCCUGCUCCUGCGCCAGCUCCCGCUCCCGCUCCCGCUCCUGCCAAGCAAUCUACCAAUGCCUUCAAUGGCUUUGGCAAUCCCAUGGAGCUGGCAUUCAUGCAGAAGCUACUCCAGCAACAGCAACAGCAGCAACAGGUCAAGGAAUCCUCCCAGCAGCAACAUCCUCAUCAUCAUCAUCAUCAUCUGGAGCACAAGCGUGCCAGACGAGAUACAGAUGCCAGCUCCUUGCACAUACCCGACUUCAAUAAGCCGCCAGCAAAGGCAACAACACCAACAGCAACAACAGCAACUGUUGCUGCUGCUGCUGCUCCGCCUGCAACUGCUGUUGCUGCUGCUGCAACAGAGCACAAGCCGCGUCUUACCUGCAAAUCUCUAUCGAAUCUCUUGGAGCCGGAGAGCAAUGUGGUGCCCCUGCUGAAUGUUCCCUUUGAUGGACUGCGUCGCGUUAACUCCAUGCACAAGGCGUCCCAUGAUCUGGCCAAGGAACCAAGCAGCGGACGCACCUUGCGCUCCAGCAAGGCAUGUGUCACCUAUAAUCCUCUAGAGCAUGCCAAGCAAACGCAGCAGCAACAGUUGCAACAGCAGCAGCAACAGUUGCAGCGCAAACGUGGCAACAUGUUGUCGCUUGAGGUGCAACAGCAGCAACAACAGCAGCAGCAACACUUGGCGGAGGCAGCAGCAGCAGCUGCAGCAGGAGCAGGAGCAGCAGGAUCAGCAAUGGAUGCCAAUUCAGCGCUGUGGCAUCCGCUAUUCGGCAGCAAUCCCAAGCAGGGCUACAACAGUCCCUGGCAAUGGACAACGGUGACGGCAACUGGCGAAUGACAGUCAAGUCGGGCUCCCAAGGAGCCAACGACGGCAACAAACACAGCCAGCAAUAGCUACGAGGAGCAACAACAGCAGCAACAGCAGCAGCAGCAGCAACAUGACUACAACAACAGCAACUAUCAUGCCAAGCAACAACAACUCAACACCUCAACAGCAACAGCAGCAGCCAACAAUCAAAAUAAUCACAACAGCAACAGCAACAAGUUCAGUUAUCCAACAACAACAGCAACUGCUGCUGCCAUGGAGAAUAUGUUCCAGAGCAAUCAGUUGCUGAACUCGUAUCUGUAUCAAAAGAACGAUGUUGCUGAUGUUGCUGCGGGUUAUAUGACAGAGCAGGGUUACUGGCAACAGCAACAGCAGCAGCAACAACAUCAACAACAGCAGCAGCAGCAACAUCAACAACAACAGCAGCAGCAACAUCAAAAGCAGCAACAGCAAUGGAGCAAUCACAGCAAUAGCAAU